Molecule: messenger RNA, 1587 nt
Organism: Cornus florida
Lineage: Eukaryota; Viridiplantae; Streptophyta; Magnoliopsida; Cornales; Cornaceae
Exons: 8
Coding region: 62-952 (296 amino acids)
Cellular component (GO): chloroplast
Source: RefSeq, a predicted model, not a curated record
AGAAACGGUUGGACGAAAGACGAAGAGGAAUAUGUAUCAGUUGUGAAGGUAGAGUCCAUCAAUGGCGGCACGUUCUCUCUCAUUAACUUUCUCUCUCUACACUUCUCUCAUUCCUUCAUCUCAAAAGUCACAUUGCAGGCAGAAUGCCUCUUUCACCUUCAAUGUUGAAAAGCGUUCUCUCAUAUGCAAGAACAAACCCAGCUUCGUCGAUCAAAUUCUUGAUUAUAUUGAAGGAGGUCCAAAGUUAAGGAAAUGGUAUGGGGCCCCUGAUCUCCUUCCAAAAGAUGGAUCCAUUUUGGAAGAAGAUGAUGAAUCUCCAGGAGAAGAUGAAGUCAGGGAUGCAGUUUUAGUAACCGAUGGAGAUAGUGAGAUUGGUCAGAUGGUAAUAUUGUCAUUAAUCGUCAAAAAAAUUCGAAUUAAAGCACUGGUGAAGGAUAAGCGGGCUGCUAUGGAAGCCUUUGGAACUUAUGUUGAGUCAAUGGCUGGAGAUGCAAAUGAUAGUUCAUUCCUAAUGAGGGCUUUAAGAGGUGUUCGUGCAAUAAUAUGCUUAAAUGAAGGUUUCCUGUCUAAUAUUGCGAGCUUGAAAGGGGUACAACAUGUGAUCCUAUUAUCUCAGUUGUCUGUUUAUAGAGGUAGCAGUGGGAUUCAAGCUCUCAUGAAUAGCAAUGCAAGGAAACUGGCAGAGCAAGAUGAAUCCAUGGUAUUGGCCUCAGGAAUCCCUUAUACCAUCAUCAAAACUGGAGUGUUAACAAGUACUCCUGGUGGGAAUCAAGGAUUCAGCUUUGAGAAGGACCACUGUGGAUGGAAAAAAUGCACUCUAGGAAGUAGUGGAACAAAUUCUGGGUGUGCUCUUCCAUCACUUGCAGAAAACAGAUACAUAGAAAUGGAAAGAAAAAUCUCUUCUGCAUUUUACUAUUACAUGCUUGAAAAUUUCUGUAAAUUAAUGCUGUAAUAAUUUAAACAUAUUCUUCCUCUGUAAUAUGAUAUUGCUCAUUUUCUUUUGACAUAAAUAUUAAGAAGCACCAUAACAGGAGGCUAGUCUUUAUAAAUGAAAUAUUACGGGCCAGUUGCUCAAUAACCAUGGCAAUCAACUUUUAUACAGCUUUCUGAACAGGUCACAACCUGAGUCUUUUAUUGACAGGACAAUAGUGCAUCCUGGCCACUGUAAUGUGUACAGGCUGCUAUUCUGCAUUUAAUGACCGACAAAACUAUUAUAUAUAUAUACUAUCCAGGAACAUUAGGAUAUUACAUGGUAAUGGACCUUUUCCUUUUCUUUUUCUUCCCUGUAGCAGUUGAAUGUACAAGCUUAUUGCUUGGAGAAAUUGAGGCGAAACAAAAUGUAAUCAUCAAAGGAAUUGUGCCUUCCAAGUGAUUACCAUGUGUUUUCCUUUUAAACUCACUUUUAGGAACUUAUUUUCUGGUUAUGAUUCCUUGGCUAAUAAAUUUUUCUUUUUUUCUGGCUAACUUAAUCUGGUCGGUGGUUUUAAUGAGCAUGGGGGGAUACUUUGGAUUAAGAUAUUUCCCUAAUAUCUUUACAUGAGGCUGUUUGUAUCUUCAUAAACAUGACUAUCAUAUUGGUUUAAUAUU